AGUUAAUUUCCAUUCGGCAACAGACGAACGAAAAAUGUGAUCAACAGAUGAAUGGCUAUUUACAUUUUUUUUCUUCGUUUAUUGCCGAAUUGGUUUGGCAAUUCUAAGUGUAUAUGUAUUUUGUUUUGAACACAGCAACUAACUUCCGACCAUCAAACUAUGACAUAAGUUGGCAUUAUUUCGUUUUUUUAAUCAGAAUACCGUCGACCGUUGUAACUAGAGAUGCAAAAAAUGGCUUCAAAAUUAAGCUUUGUGUUAUUAUUGCUAAUGUUUGUUUGUCAAGUUUGUUUGUCAACAUCGAUCUAUCCUGAGUUACCAAAAGCUGAAAAUACCGAAGUAACGGGCCAAACAACAGAAAACGUUAAAAAAUCGACGAUCGACAUAGAGAAAAACCUGACCGAUGAGGAGAAAAAAGUACUCAAUGAAGCCCUCAACAAUCUUACCACCGCCGAUUCAUUUGAAAAAAGCAUUAUUGGAACGAUCAAUUUACUCAAGGUUGGCUUCAUGACUGGAUUAACGGCUGGUUUUAGAGGAAUAAAUACAUCAAUUCCAGCUCCAAGUGCAGCAUCACCUUAGUUCAUCUAAUCAAUCUUAAAUCAUCUGUGUUGCCAUCCACUAUACUUGUGAAGAUAGCCAACAAUCCACUAGCUUUGUAUUAAUAUAAAUUCCAUUUUACCAACAUGAAAAAAAAACUGAUGAAAUAAUAACCAAUGAAUAGUUUAUCAGAAGAAAUAAGCUUGACAUUUGUUUUUCUCAUGAUAAGAUUCUCGAUUUAAAACCAAAUAUGUCAUAUUACCAGUGACUACAUUCAGCUUACAUAAUAUUUGUUCCUAUG
This is a messenger RNA of Sitodiplosis mosellana (orange wheat blossom midge), 835 nucleotides long. RefSeq lists its product as uncharacterized. The transcript is spliced from 3 exons. The record is from RefSeq and is a predicted model, not a curated record. The coding region runs from base 223 to 576 and encodes 117 amino acids. NCBI's taxonomy places the organism in Eukaryota, Metazoa, Arthropoda, Insecta, Diptera, Cecidomyiidae.